CCGGGGCCGCCUCAUUCCCCAUCCUCAGAUCACCGCCUCUCCUCACGCUAGCGCGACGCCGCCGCCGCCCGAGCAGCCCCGGCCAUGGCCCUGUAGCCGCGAACCCGCCCUGCUCCCCGGCCCGUUUCUGCGCUCACCGCGCCUGCGCUUUCCGCUCCCGCUUCUCUCUUCAGCAGAGGCCGCCGCCGCCUCUCCUUCCCGCCGCCAUGGAAUCCUCCACUUUCGCCUUGCUGCCUGUCUCCACCCAUCUGAGCAUCCUCUCCAGCCUCCUCCCAGCUGUUGGUGCUGUGUCCUCCCUUGCCAUCGGUGCUCGGUGCCCGUGCUGCAGCCAUGUCACUCCUGGCGACCCUGGGGCUGGAGCUGGACAGGGCCCUGCUCCCAGCUAGCGGGCUGGGCUGGCUCGUGGACUAUGGGAAACUCCCCCUGGCCCCUGCCCCCCUGGGCCCCUAUGAGGUCCUCGGGGGAGCCCUGGAGGGUGGGAUUCCAGGGGGGGGAGAGCCCCUGGCAGGUGACGGCUUCUCUGACUGGAUGACUGAGCGGGUUGACUUUACAGCCCUCCUUCCUCUGGAGCCUCCAUUGCCCCCAGGUGCCCUUGCCCCCCCCUCCCCACCCCCACCUGACCUGGAAGCCAUGGCCACCCUCCUCAAGAAGGAGCUGGAGCAGAUGGAAGACUUCUUCCUUGAUGUCCCACUCCUCCCGCCACCUUCUCCACCCCCACCCCCACCCCCAGCACCCUCCCUCCCCCUCCCUAUACCCACCUUUGACCUCCCCCAGCCCCCUGCCCUGGAUACCCUCGACUUGCUGGCCAUCUACUGCCGCAGCGAGGCCGGGCAGGGGGAUGCGGGGUUGACAUCCCUGUCCCUACCCCAGCAGCCCCCUCCCCCUCCCCCCACUCGCCCAGCCCCCUACCCUAACCCUGCCACCGCCCGAGGGGACCGCAAGCAAAAGAAGAGAGACCAGAACAAGUCAGCAGCUCUGAGGUACCGCCAGAGGAAGCGGGCAGAGGGCGAGGCCCUGGAGGGCGAGUGCCAGGGGCUGGAGGCCCGGAACCGGGAGCUGAGGGAGAGGGCUGAGUCAGUGGAGCGGGAGAUCCAGUAUGUCAAGGAUCUGCUUAUUGAAGUGUACAAGGCUCGGAGCCAGAGGACCCGCCACAGCUAGAUGGGCUCAGGGCGGGGGGUGGGGAGGGCUCCCUCCGUCAUCCCCCUGCCUCCGGCUGCGUUCCCCCCCUCUCUCUGCUGGGGUCCUUGCCUCAUCUCUUGCCCAUUUCUGAAUUCGGUCCCCUCGUCCCUCCUCAGCAUCCCAGCAUACUUGGCCUUAGUCAUCUACCUCCUCAAGUAAGACCCGAGAAACUGAGGCCCGCAGGGAAGUCACAAGCAAGCCGAGCUGGGAAAUGUGGUCUCUUGAAUUUUUAAGCAGCAGUUUCUUGCAAGUGGUCCUUGGUGGGGGUGAUGUGUGUUGGGACAGAACCGGGACAGGGCCAGGCAGUUCGCCAGGGUUACUGUGAGGGCUUUAAGAAAGGGACCGUAGGAUGUAAGCAAAACUCCAAGCCGAGUGACCUUGGGGAGCUACACUGGGUGGGGGCCAGAGGUGGCCACUUCCACAGAGCAGGUGGAUAUACAGGCAGACGGGGAGGAAGGGGCAGGGUGGGGGCGGCCAUAGUUGGUGACUGGGUGUUCAUUUUAGCUCUGGGAGGAAAUC
Choloepus didactylus (southern two-toed sloth) is the source of this 1698-nucleotide messenger RNA. RefSeq names its product activating transcription factor 5 (gene ATF5). Gene Ontology annotation, biological process: regulation of transcription by RNA polymerase II. NCBI's taxonomy places the organism in Eukaryota, Metazoa, Chordata, Mammalia, Pilosa, Megalonychidae. Gene Ontology annotation, cellular component: nucleus. The record is from RefSeq and is a predicted model, not a curated record. Gene Ontology annotation, molecular function: DNA-binding transcription activator activity, RNA polymerase II-specific; RNA polymerase II transcription regulatory region sequence-specific DNA binding.